This is a messenger RNA of Phytomonas sp. EM1, 2499 nucleotides long. Lineage: Eukaryota; Euglenozoa; Kinetoplastea; Trypanosomatida; Trypanosomatidae. The record is from the annotation of a GenBank genome assembly.
AUGGACAAGGAAAGGGUAUUCAUGAUCGUUUGUGCCGUUGCUGGGGUCUCGGCCCUGGUCAUCUUCCAGCACUUCAAUACCGUCAAGGCCCAGGGAAGAGACAAGUCCCCUUCAGGGGUCCUCCCUGCGCCCUCACGCCCACGUCAUAGCACGCUUAGUGGGGCUCACUCACAGAGCCGUGCUCGCUCGCAGAACGCACCCAACGCGACCCCAAGGCGGCUUCACAACAGCCACCAUCGUGGUCGGGCCCAUCCACCCCCCCAGACGCAGCCCACGACGAGGACUACCGAUUCCUCCCUGCCUGGUGUAUCUGUUUCGCUGGAGAAUCGGUUCGAACUGGCAGCCGACACUGCUGGGGUCUCCCACGGCGGUGGAAGCCACGCCAACCGCGACAGCCACCCCGAACCUCGCAUUGAGCAGCUCACGGCCCAGGCCCUCUCGCGUCAUGAUCAGCGGAAGGAUGUUAAGAGGGGACGUUAUCUCAACAGUGACCGGGCCCAGAAGAACCUUCCUCCAACUGCAGACGUGGCCUUACACGGUGGUGCGCCCCGCAGCACAUCAGCGAACGGGUGGCAGCGCCAGCAGCUGCCUUGGAAACACGUGAGUCGGAGCACAUCGGUAGCCGCGACGGAUGGGAGUAAAUCGCUACCCACGGCAACCCAAGCUGACAUGCUUUCGGAGCAAGGUGUAGAGGCGAGGUCGUUGAGUACGAGGGAGAGUCAUGUAGGCCUUACGGGGAAAGCAAAGAGUAUGAGCACAUCCCCGUACAGUUUCCGCACCCGCUCGGGAAGUGAGGUAUCCAAGCCGAAAUCGAUAUACCACCAGGAUCCACAUCCCGAGCAUCCUACAGUUGCUGUAGCUGCAGCUUCUUCACCAGCGCAACCAGAGAUCAUCACCAGAGAUCUUACAGACGUUCCUUUUUCCGCACCCGCGGUUACGGUGCAGCAGGUAAUGCGCACGAGGGGCGACUGUGAUGAUAAACUGGAAGCGUGUAAGACUGACGGUGCCGGAGCAAGCCCAAUGAAACCCUCUGGUUUGACAGAGCCACAAACCUUUACACCGUCUUCUUGUAGAGAGCUGGACCUUUCCCCUAUCGCCACACGACCAGACAUCGAUGGCUGCUCACCGGAAGGGAGAGUAGUGACGGCGAUGAUUGAGGAAUCUGCGAAGGCCGACGGCUCGGUGUUUCAUAAUAAAAUGGAGGGCUUGGAGCCCAGGACUGAGCGCCUGCCGUACUUUCUACUUAGGGAGCUGGAGGAACAAGUGGGUACGAUCCUCCAAAAUCUCUACCACACCCCAUGGAAGCCGCGGCUGUGGAUGCUCCUUUACUCAUACCUUAAACAGCUUCCGAUGUCUGCUAUUAUGCACCUUGCACAAUGCGAGACGAUAACCAGCGUGGUCCAUCGGCUCGAGCGUGGUGCGACUCCAAAGGUGGUUGGUGGUAACGUUGAGAAGGAGGGCGCUGACAGCGACAGUGCCUUGCUAGCUGAGGUUCGUCAAGAAACAUGUGCGAUGCUGCGAGCUCCUAUUCUUGGGACGCCUAAACGUAGUUCAGAAGUUCAUUUUGAGUGGAAGGACAAGAAAAUCAUACGAUGCAGGGGUGAUUCUCUUCCUAAGAGACCUGCGGUGUGUCACAGCAUAAACGCGUCGACAACACAUCCCUCUUUUCACGACUCUCUCUUGGUAUUUUCAGAGGCUGAGACUAACGAGGCGUUAGCUUCUAUGGCCACAGAUGCGGACAGCGUCAUGACUGUGCUGCGUCACUUCCGGUUCCUAUUCACGGAAGCUGCGGAGAUGCAAGUUCAGACCUCAGAGACAACAUCUAAGGCAGUGGGUGUUGAAAAGGAGGUACAAGAUGCCGCAUGCCAAACAGUUCCAGAUGAGGUCUCUGGGCUUCACACGACAGAUGGUGUAGAGCCGAUUUCUAAAUACGACCUCCGCACGCCUCUUUGUGGUGUUACCAUGAAGCCCACCCUAGUCACGAGCGAAGCCACACCUCAUGUCAUUAAAAAGCUCACCUGCCUUAUGUCGGAUGACGCGUUCCAGAAGCUUCAGCGUGAUCCGCAGUACGCGGUGGUGGCGCGUGAGUUUAUGGACCUAGCUCUAGAAGUGCAUCGACAGCUGAACUGCUCAAGUUGCUUAGAAAUGGAUGCACCCAAGACACCUGAACGGGUGCGGCGUCAACCCGCGACACUUAAAAAGUCUAGUAAAUCCUCUCGAGAGGAGGAUAAGAGCACUUUGCACCGACCAAAUCAUGAAGGGGACUCCAAGAAUUGUCCGGACCAUUCUAACUCAGACGAUAAGCAAGCUCGUUUCAACGCUGAGACUCAGUUCGAGUCGGUGUCGAUCAAACCCCACCUACACGCACCGAUAGAUAAGGUGGUAGGAAGUCCCUUUAAGACGGCGAAGCAGAUGACGCCUACGAAGCCCAGCCUGAGUGCACUGCGCAGGGGCUUGACAUCACACUCUCCAUCACAACUCGUCUCUGCAGGACGCUGA